CAGAACAAUGAUUAUAAUUUUACUUCAUUUGCUUUCAUUUUCCACAGCUUUCUAGCAGGUCUUCCGCUUCUCCAGUCAUAAAACUGAUCAACUGAAUUCACAGCAAAAACUGAGUUUUAGCACAUUUUUAUUCUUCAGAGCAAACAGACAAACAGUAAAACAAGAAAGAAAAAAACAGUCUUACAGAUGGACAACCAAGACAAGGGAGGAGGUGCCGGGGAAGGAGAGAAUACAGAAAAACAGAAAGCUAAGGAGGUUGGUGAUGAAGACAAGCAGACCAAAGACAAGCACAACAAGCUGGCAAAGGAGAGCGGUGAGAAAGAGCCGAGCAGAGAGGCCAGAAGGGAGAAGCGUCGCAGUCAGUGGAGGAGUGGCUGGGCUCUGACCGAACGCCUAGCCAUCAACGUGUCAGGGAUGCGUUACGAGACCCAGCUCCGCACCCUCGCUCAGUUUCCCGACUCCCUGCUAGGCGACCCCCAACGUCGACUUCGUUACUUUGACCCCGUUAGGAAUGAACUCUUCCUCGACAGGAGCCGUGUUUGCUUUGAUGCCAUCCUUUACUUCUACCAGUCAGGUGGGAGGCUGCGAAGGCCCGCCAACGUCCCCCUGGACAUAUUCAUGGAGGAGCUGCGGUUCUAUGAGCUAGGAGAGGAGAUCAUGGAUCGCUUCAAGGAGGACGAAGGCUUCUCCAAGGAGGAGGAGAGACCCUUACCCACCAAUGAGUUACAGCGUCGCCUCUGGAUGCUGUUUGAGUAUCCUGAGUCCUCCAGUGGCGCUCGGAUCAUCGCCAUCAUCAGCGUCAUGGUCAUUGUGGUCUCCAUUCUCAUCUUCUGCCUGGAAACUCUGCCUGAGUUCAGGCAUGAGAAGGAACAGAGGGAGCGAUACACCACCAUACCUCACCCCACCAUAGCAAAUGAGACCAUCUCGAUCCCACCUGGCUUCAAUCCCUUCCAGGACCCCUUCUUCAUCGUGGAGACGAUCUGCAUCUUCUGGUUCUCCUUUGAACUCAUCAUGCGCUUCACUUGCUCUCCAAGCAAGCUGCACUUCUUCAAAGACGUCAUGAACACCAUCGACUUUUUCGCCAUCAUUCCCUAUUUUGUCACGCUCGGCACGGAGCUGGCCAAGGACAAAGGCGCCCAACCAACUGUGUCUCUGGCUCUCAUCAGGGUCAUCAGGCUGGUGAGGGUCUUCAGGAUCUUCAAGCUUUCUCGUCACUCCAAGGGCCUCCAAAUCCUGGGCCAGACCCUGAAGGCCAGCCUCAGAGAGCUAGCCCUGCUCAUCUUCUUCCUCUUCAUCGGCGUCAUAAUCUUCUCUAGUGCUGUCUACUUUGCAGAGGUAGACAGACCUAAGACAUCAUUCACCAGCAUCCCUGAGGCUUUCUGGUGGGCAGUGGUAUCCAUGACGACGGUCGGAUAUGGGGACAUGUACCCAGAAACAGUUGGGGGAAAGCUGGUGGGAUCCAUGUGUGCCAUUGCCGGCGUGCUCACCAUCUCUUUGCCCGUGCCGGUCAUUGUGUCCAACUUCAGUUAUUUCUACCACCGAGAGAUGGAGUGUGAGGACACCACAGAAUACCAGCACGUCUCCAUGUCACUCUGGGAUAAGGACCAAGAGGACGACGAAGAGGAGGAAGACAAGGACGGGAUGGAUGAAGGAGCUGAAAACAUGGGAGAUAGUCUACCCUUGUACGGGCAGAACAGCAGGCCCCUCUGCUCUCCUCUCAAUGGGACACUUCUGACAGGACUCUGUGUAGGACAGGAGGCUGGUGAUCAGAGUGGAGUCAACUCAUACCUCAAAGAACCUCUGGUCACUCAGGUCUGACAGAGAGCCAACAGACGGAGUGUGUUCAGAUUUACACUCAAACACUGCUUCACAUCAAGAAAAGGAGAAUCCAGCAAUGGACAGAUACUGUUAAAAUAACACAAGAGAAAACAUAUAGUAUCUACACCAAGACUUGCACCAACACAAGCCUCUGUUUCUAGCUCUCAUGUGAUCUAGGUUUUUAUAUUUGCAACUUGCAUGAAUGUUUUUGAUUCAGAUUUUCUCAUAUGUUUCAAAACCCCUGCAGACAAAACUUAAAGCAGUUUUUUAGAAGUUCAGACUCCUAAUAAAACAAAACAAAAACAAAAAAAACAAACAAACAAAAAACUCGUAUCCUGCUGGAAAAAUAUAAAAUAUUUCACCUGCUGCACAAUAGAGUAGAGUUUACCUUCUCAAGUGGCAGCUCUGUUUCUUGAACUGCUUACAGCAAAUACGGCAGCCAGAGAUGGCAAACUAUUUCAUGUUGCUCGUU
This is a messenger RNA of Monopterus albus (swamp eel), 2290 nucleotides long. RefSeq names its product potassium voltage-gated channel, shaker-related subfamily, member 7 (gene kcna7). The record is from RefSeq and is a predicted model, not a curated record. NCBI's taxonomy places the organism in Eukaryota, Metazoa, Chordata, Actinopteri, Synbranchiformes, Synbranchidae. The coding region runs from base 187 to 1818 and encodes 543 amino acids. Gene Ontology annotation, biological process: protein homooligomerization; potassium ion transmembrane transport; action potential. Gene Ontology annotation, cellular component: membrane; voltage-gated potassium channel complex. Gene Ontology annotation, molecular function: protein binding; delayed rectifier potassium channel activity. The transcript is spliced from 4 exons.